UUUAAGCAAUUUCUUCUCAGCGUACGCUUUCCCGCACCCUCGACGGGGGGUUGGUUGGUUGGCUGACGGGACGCGUCUUCCUGGUCCGUGCAACCAUCCGUCUGUCCGUCCAGCCAGCCAGCCAGCCUACGGCCAGCCCGGGGGGUUGUUUUCGCCGAUGGCAACGCCACCGGUGGAGGGUGACGGAAACACCCGGCCGCGUUCGGGGGUACGAGCAGUGCGGCUUGAUCCGCGGCGCCGGCCGAAUCAGCAAGCCACAGCUCGCGACGAGAACGCGCGGCCGCGUCCGCCGUGCCUGUACGACGCGACGUGCCGGAAACGAUGAAUGAAAAUGCGGCCGGGGGUGCGCGCGAGUCCGCCGAUGCCGCGACGCGAUCGGCCCCGAAUUGAAGCGAGUGUCGAGCAAUGCCGCGUCGCGCGCGGCCUGCCGAUUUUUCGCCCGUCUCGGCUGCAUGACGUCCGGCGAAACCGCCGCUGACUGACACUGCUCCUCUUCGACGUGUCGACCGGAAGUGUCGCGGCCUCUCAACGUCUUCCCCCGAUACGACGAGAAACAAAAUGUCGCUGAAUCGGUCAGCGGGGCUCGCCUCGUAAAAUCAUCGUCGCGCGCGAAGUGCAGUUUCAAUCGACAGGAUUCGCGAGCACGCGAUCAUGGAUGUACCAGGAUCAAGAGUGAUCAGUGCGGGACCACGGCGAAGAGUGCGCGGGUGUUCGCGAAAACGCAGACUCGAGGAAGUUCGUCUCGUUCGCCACUCCACAGGAUAAUUCCCGUCCUUCCGGGACGCACGCGAACGAACCAGCAGCGCUUUGUGCUGUGUAAAAUAGAAGAAACAAGGAAGAAGCCCAACCCGACACAUGUGAUAAAAGAAGAGGAUACUCGCGAGGGCAGCCUCGUCCGAGGGAAAGCGUGACGCGCAGGAUGUGACGUCACGGCGUUAAUUUGACGACGACGAGGAAUCGCGCUGUCGUAAUUUCACAGCUCGGAUAACGGACGGAUAUUAAUCCGACAGCGGCUGUAUCCGCGGAGUCGCGCCUCGUGCCGGCAACCCGACGCUUCGCCGUCAUUAGAGAAGAAAAAAUCCAAGAUAAGAAUAAAAAGAGAUGGAUCUCGGCGCGAAGCGUCCGAAGAGCCAGCCGCGACGAGUGCAGCCGCGACGAGGACAGAUUGAUCGGUACGUUCUCUAAUUUCAAGCGGAAGAAAACACCCAAAGACCAUGUCCCAUCGUGACAAUGACCUCCCGGGGGCGGCGAGCAGAUGCACGCUCGCGAUGACCUGACGGGCUAGCGGUGACCCAGCCAGUCACACAGUAAGCGACACCUCUUCAGCAUCGCGAAACCCGCGGCAGGAUGGCGAGCGCGCGAGUCGAGCGUAGCCCACGACGAGGACGGUGAAACAUCCCUUGCCGAGGAUUCUUUCCCGGAAGGCCAAGCAGCUAAGCCAUUGACUUAGCCCGACCACCCAGCCAUUCAUCCAUCCAUCCAGCCAGGCGUCCCAAGCUCCGUCGCCACCAUGCUGAACAUCAUGGCGGCGAUGUCGACGAGCCUGCCCGACGGCCGGCUAGAGCCGACGUCGUCGAGCAUCAUCGGGAACGCGAGCGGCGCGGUGUCGAGCGCGGCGACCACCGUCAGCACGGCGGCGUCGUCGUCGUCGAGCACGGCGGCGAACAACGUGACGGCGUCGUCGGUGGGCAACCCGACGGUGGAGAACCUGCCGGAGCACGUGAACGCGCUGAUGGUGGUGAUCAAAGGCAUCAUCAUGGGCAGCAUCAUCACCACCGCGGUGUUGGGCAACAUACUGGUGAUCGCGAGCGUGCGCCGCCACCGCAGGCUGCGGGUCGUCACCAACUGCUACGUGGUGAGCUUGGCGGCGGCCGACCUGCUGGUGGCGAUGUGCGCGAUGACGUUCAACGCGUCGGUCGAGCUGUCGGGCGGCCGCUGGCUCUUCGGCGCGCACAUGUGCAACCUGUGGAACUCGCUGGACGUGUACUUCUCCACCGCGUCGAUCCUGCACCUCUGUUGCAUCAGCGUGGACCGUUACUACGCGAUCGUCAGCCCGCUCGAGUACACGGUCAUCAUGCGGCAGAGCACGGUCGGCUGCAUGCUCGGCAGCGCUUGGGUCUUGCCGGCGCUCAUCAGCUUCAUACCCAUCUUCAUGGGCUGGUACACUACCGACGAGCACUUGGACUUCAUGGUCAAGCACCCGGAGGUGUGCGCGUUCGUGGUGAACCGUCCGUACGCGGUGAUCAGCUCGUGCGUGUCCUUCUGGAUCCCGGGGCUGGUGAUGAUCGUCAUGUACUGCAAGAUCUACAAGGAGGCGAUCCGCCAGCGGAAGGCGCUCAGCCGCACGUCGAGCAACAUCGUGCUCAACAGCGUGCACCAUCACCGCUCGUCCACCCGGCACCACCAUCACCAGCAGAUGCUGCUGCAGGCCGCGGCCGAUACCGGUGAGCUAGCCCUUCACGCCGCGCAUUUCACGGUACCCACGGAGCUCCACGCCGUUAACGGCACCUCGAUACGACAACAAACAAAGAGUUGGAGAGCUGAGCACAAGGCCGCGAGGACACUUGGUAUCAUCAUGGGGGCGUUCAUACUUUGUUGGCUGCCGUUCUUUCUCUGGUACCUGACAACGUCCCUGUGCGGCGAGACGUGCUACUGUCCGGACACGGUGGUCUCGGUGCUCUUCUGGAUCGGUUACUUCAACAGCGCUCUGAACCCGCUCAUCUACGCGUACUUUAACCGCGACUUCCGUGACGCCUUCAAGGACACCCUGAAGAGCGCCCUGCCGUGCUGCGCCAGCUGCUGGAAGACGCCGUCGCAAUUCGUGUAGCCCGGCAAAAAAUCAGCCCCCAACCCCUCCACACAUAUACACACACGUUUCCUCCUCCUUGCCUCCGCGAACAGCGAGUUUACCCUCUCUUCCCCUGGUUCCUCCCCCUUCUUUUUCUCUCUGUCUCUCUCUCUUGUUUGUUUGUUUGUUUGUUUGUUUAUGUCGACGACGAAUUCCCGGGCGGAAUUUUGCCGGCUGUUCUGCGGCGCGCUUCGUUUUGGCGAUUUUCGCACCAGCCGACGCGCGAACAUCGAGUUCGCAAUUAACGCUUAUUGCCCGGCUCUAUCGACUAUACGCGUCACUGGUUCUCCCGUGUUAUUCGCGACUUUAUACGACUAGAGAGAGACAGAAGUAGAGAGAGGAGUGUGUGAAAG
Molecule: messenger RNA, 3201 nt
Organism: Odontomachus brunneus
Lineage: Eukaryota; Metazoa; Arthropoda; Insecta; Hymenoptera; Formicidae
Product: octopamine receptor beta-3R-like
Exons: 5
Coding region: 1511-2827 (438 amino acids)
Biological process (GO): adenylate cyclase-activating adrenergic receptor signaling pathway
Cellular component (GO): membrane
Molecular function (GO): octopamine receptor activity
Source: RefSeq, a predicted model, not a curated record